CAAAUCCUUCAUUCAUAACCAAUUUUAAGGUGGAAACGUUUUGUUAUGGCUCCCAUCACGAUUUGGUACGACAAUUAUUAGAAGAAAUACACAUACUAAAACAUACCUCAUUACUAUAUAUAGUCACACAAAUUAAUCGCCACAAAACUUUACCAGAUAAGUGACAUACUUCGACACAUCACAUAUUUUAUGUCUAAUACAAAAUGUUGUUUGGGCAAAGGACAUAACCAUAAUUACCCACUCAAUUCACAUUUCACUCGCUCAAAUCUCAACACUCUACUUAUCCAUUCCCAUCCCACUCACUUAGCUCAUCCUCGCCAUAAAUUCUCAACUCCAAAACGCGAAGAACAGAGACGAUCAACAAUGGCUUCCAUUGCAUCUUCAUCUGCAAUUCUCUCUCCAAACCCUAGAGCUUUCUCCUCCAAAUCUUCUGCUCCAAUGGCAGUUGCAUCUCUUAAACCCUUUCCUCAAACCCUAAAUGUUUCCUCCAAUUUUACCAAAUCUUUCCAAUCUCCUCGUUCUCUCUCUUCUUGCCGCUCUCCCUCUUCCAAACGCAGCUUUACCGUUUGCGCUUCUAGUGAUGUUCCUUUAGUUGGAAAUGUUGCACCAGACUUUGAAGCGGAGGCUGUUUUUGACCAAGAGUUUAUUAAUGUCAAACUUUCUGAUUACAGGGGAAAGAAAUAUGUAAUAUUGUUUUUCUAUCCUUUGGACUUCACAUUUGUUUGCCCUACUGAAAUCACUGCUUUCAGUGACCGUUAUGCAGAGUUUGAGAAGUUGAACACUGAAAUCCUUGGUGUUUCCACUGACAGUGUUUUCUCGCACCUUGCUUGGGUCCAAACCGAUAGGAAGUCUGGCGGUUUGGGUGAUCUCAGCUACCCCUUGGUUUCUGAUGUAACUAAGUCUAUUUCAAAGGCUUACAAUGUUCUGAUCCCAGACCAGGGAAUUGCAUUGAGAGGAUUAUUCAUUAUUGACAAGGAGGGAGUCAUUCAACAUUCAACCAUAAACAACCUUGCUAUCGGUCGUAGCGUUGAUGAGACUUUGAGAACACUUCAGGCAUUGCAGUACGUGCAGGAGAACCCCGAUGAAGUGUGCCCUGCUGGGUGGAAGCCAGGGGAGAAAUCCAUGAAACCCGACCCCAAACUUAGCAAGGAGUACUUUUCUGCUAUUUAAGGGAGGAUUUGGGUAGUAUCCCAUAGAAGUUCCUGAUUUAUAUUCCUGUAUCGUGAUCUGUUUUUUGAAUUUUGAGCUGAUUCUGAGGAAUAAAUGCAAAGAGCUUAUCUCUAUUUAUUGCUUAAGGCAGAUGCAAUUUCGAUGGUGUAUACUAAUCUGAUUGAGCUACUCGGAUUAUGUUCUAUGGCAAAGCUAGUUCUAUAAUAUCAAACCAAGAACUUCAUCA
Molecule: messenger RNA, 1396 nt
Organism: Amaranthus tricolor (Joseph's coat)
Lineage: Eukaryota; Viridiplantae; Streptophyta; Magnoliopsida; Caryophyllales; Amaranthaceae
Product: 2-Cys peroxiredoxin BAS1, chloroplastic-like
Exons: 7
Coding region: 190-1170 (326 amino acids)
Biological process (GO): cell redox homeostasis; response to oxidative stress; cellular response to stress
Molecular function (GO): thioredoxin peroxidase activity
Source: RefSeq, a predicted model, not a curated record